AUGGAUUCCGUUGGGAAUUUUCCCAGGUCUUUUGAUGAGUCGCUGACCCGCGAACUACCUCAGCUACAGAGUCUCCGCAUUGCUCCUCUUCGUCAACCUGCCUCUUCUCGUAUCUUAAGCAUUCCUUCGCCGCUUGAGCCUAAUGCCAGCAGUUUUCGAGAAUCAAAUUCCAUCUCCAAGGGAAAUAGUUCGGCAGGAAUCUUACCCGCUCGCAACAAUGAUUCCAGUGGCAGAACAACGGAGACUUCCAACCCUGGUCGCAGCAAGAAGAAUGACCCUUCGGUGGACAUGCUUCUAAGCCUCGAGCCCCCUCCCAAACCUAUUCUACCGUCCUUUGUCAACCUACGUGCCCUUGAGCGCUUCCCAUACUCUUCAUUUGAUGAUGACUCUUCCCAUGCUCGCAAACGCCGGCGUUUAGAGCUACAGACGGACUCUUUCAGUGACCACCUCCAGCUACCGAUUCCACAGUCACAGAAGGAACAGAGACCCCCACCUUUCGGCCCUUUUGCCAUUCUGAAUGGUCUAAAUGAGCCCCCGCCUAACGCUGCUCUCCUUCCCCCUAUUGAAGCCGGCUCUAUAACACAGCUUUUGACUAUUCCUUCGCGGGACUACUCAUACGUGGAACCAACUUUACUUACUUCUAAUUAUACCACAGAUAGCCAGAGCGCCGAGAGAAGGGAAGGAAGAAUUGAAGAAAUUUUAGAUCCUCCCAUUGUCGAGAAGACGACUGCUGGCGGCGACCGUGAUCUGGAAAGUAGUUUCGAAGAUGAUAUAGCUAUCGAUUCAAUUGAGCAUCAGGAGGAUGAAAUUGAUGCCUCCAAGGGUCAUCAGGCUUCUACGAAGGAGAAUAUCGAGCCAUUGCCGCCCAAGUCGAGAGGUCGUUCUCGAAGGAACCUUCGUAAAUGGACCGAGGAAGAAACCACGGCGUUGAUUCAUGGAGUCGUCAAAUGUGGGAUUGGUAAUUGGACGGCAAUAUUAGCGCAGCCUGAGUUGAAGUUUAACAAGCGGAGUGCGUCAAAUUUGAAAGAUAGGUUUCGUGUCUGUUGCCCUUGGGCUUAUCGUGCUGCCGAUCCCAACGAGGCCACGAAGAAACUGCGAGAUAGCCUUGCAGAUGCUAUGUUGCGCGCCGAAGCGGAAGGUUCAAGGGACAUAGCUGGGAAGAUUCGCCUUCUCAAUCUCCGAUCAACCAAUCUGGAAUCUCCUUCCGCUGAAGGGAGCUCAUCAAAAAGCUUGGAUAAACCUUCAUCCUUUAGUAGAUCUUCCCUGGCUGAAGCGGAGCAAGACAGUUCGACAUCUUCCGGCUUCAAACCAAACCCGUCGGCCGGGAAUGCCGUCAAUCUUUCUAAUAGAUCCAAUUCCACACUGGCUUCUCUCGGGAUCCCAGAGCCACAUUUUACCAUGAAAUCUCGGCGUCGUUCUCGGCACCCAUUCACAGCCGCCGAGGACGAAGCUUUACUAAAAGGCUAUGCUGUUCAUGGUUUCCAGUGGACUCUGAUUCAACAGGAUAAACGACUCAAUCUCAGCCAUCGCCGGGCCACAGAUCUGCGAGACCGAUUUAGGACCAAGUUUCCCCACGCGUAUCGUGAUGGGGGCUCUGUCAGCGGCAAAACUAUUCCUGACCAGCCCCAAGAUACAGGUUUUAAGGACGGUAAGAAGAAGCGAAGCUCACAAUCGUCUAAGCAAUCUUCUACCGUGGGUCGGACCAGCAAAGUUGGCGCGGAACAACCUACACGAGGGCCUAUAAAUCUUACAUUUUCGCCCCCUGCUCCUCCACAAGGCCUCCCCGACGGUCCAACGGGUGCACCUGCAACGGUAUUCCAAUUCUCGUUGGAUGACAAUCCUGCCAGUGCUCCUGAGGUGGACGCAUCAUGGGCGGAUAACACACUUGCACCUAUGCUUUGGGAUGAAUUGACUUAG
Aspergillus tanneri is the source of this 1917-nucleotide messenger RNA. Its product is annotated as telomere repeat binding factor family protein. The transcript has 2 exons. Bases 1 to 1917 code for a protein of 638 amino acids. Lineage: Eukaryota; Fungi; Ascomycota; Eurotiomycetes; Eurotiales; Aspergillaceae. The record is from RefSeq and is a predicted model, not a curated record.